AUGGCACUGACCAGGAUCCAUCAAAGACUCAAUCCUGAACCUGAACCCAGCUGUGUGUCCUUUAAAAGUGAAUGGUCCAAGGAUCUUCCUGUUAAAUUUAAAGCAGCCCACCCUUCAUCAACUGAGAGGAUCCAUCAGAGACCUGAACCUGAACCCAGUUGUGUGUCAUUUAAGAGUGACUGGUCCAAGGAUCUUCCUGUUAAAUUUAAACCAGCCCAACUUUCAGAAACAGACAGGAUCCAUCAGAGACUUGAACCUAAACCCAGCUGUGUGUCCUUUAAGAGUGACUGGUCCAAGGAUCUUCCUGUUAAAUUUAAACCAGACCAACCUUUAAAAACAGACAGAGUGGAUCAGCAGAGCUCAGAGGGUUCCAGUGGUCCAUCUGCCCAGCAGCACCAAACACAAGUGGACUCCAUAUUUAUGCUGCUGGAGGACAACAUUGUCACUUUUGUGAAGAACGAGUUGAAGAAGAUCCAGAAAAUGUUGAGUCUAGAUGAUCCAGAAUGCCCAGAGAGUCAGAGAGAUGAUGAGCAGGUGUUGGAAGGUGAAGAUGAAGACCAGAGAUGGGAUACAAGAGAGGCAGUGAUGAAGAUCACCCUAAAGUUCCUAAGGAGGAUGAAGCAGGAGGAGUUGGCUGACCAUCUUCAGAGUAAACAUAUUGCUGCAGUUUGUCAACGCGAACUUAAAUCUGGUCUGAAGAAGAAGUUCCAGUGUGUGUUUGAGGGGAUUGAUAAAGGAGGAAGUCCAACCCUUCUUAACCAGAUCUACACAGAGCUCUACAUCACAGAGGGAGGGACUGGAGAGGUCAAUGAUGAACAUGAGGUCAGACAGAUUGAAACAGCAUCCAGGAAACCACACAGACCAGAAACAACAAUCAGACAAGAAGACAUCUUUAAAGUCCCACCUGGAAGAGAUCAACCAAUCAGAACAGUGAUGACAAAGGGAGUGGCUGGCAUUGGGAAAACAGUCUUAACACAGAAGUUCACUCUGGACUGGGCUGAAGACAAAGCCCACCAGAACAUCCAGUUCAUAUUUCCAUUCACUUUCAGAGAGCUGAAUGUGCUGAAAGAGAAAAAGUUCAGCUUGGUGGAACUGAUUCAUAACUUCUUUACUGAAACCAAAGAAAUCUGCAGCUUUGAGCACUUUCAGGUUCUGUUCAUCUUUGAUGGCCUGGAUGAGAGUCGACUUCCUCUGGACUUCCACAACAAGGAGAUCCUGACUGAUGCUACAGAGUCCACCUCAGUGGAUGUUCUGCUGACAAACCUCAUCAGGGGCAAACUGCUUCCCUCUGCUCUCCUCUGGAUAACCACACGACCUGCAGCAGCCAAUCAGAUCCCACCUGAGUGCGUUGGCAUGGUAACAGAGGUCAGAGGGUUCACUGACCCACAAAAGGAGGAGUACUUCAGGAAGAGAUUCAGACAGACAAAAGAGGCCAGCAGGAUCAUCUCCCACAUGAAGACAUCACGAAGCCUCCACAUCAUGUGCCACAUCCCAGUUUUCUGCUGGAUCACUGCUACAGUUCUGGAGGAUGUGCUGGAGAUCAGAGAGGGAGGAAAGCUUCCUAGCACCCUGACUGAGAUGUACAUCCACUUCCUGGUAGUUCAGACCAAAGUGAAGAAGGUCAAGUAUGAUGGAGGAGCAGAAAAAGAUCCACACUGGAGUCCAGAGAGCAGGAAGAUGAUUGAGUCUCUGGGAAAACUGGCUUAUGAUCAGCUGCAGAAAGGAAACCUGAUCUUCUAUGAAUCAGACCUGACAGAGUGUGGCAUCGAUAUCAGAGCAGCCUCAGUGUACUCAGGAGUGUUCACACAGAUCUUUAGAGAGGAGAGAGGGCUGUACCAGGACAAGGUGUUCUGCUUCGUCCAUCUGAGUGUUCAGGAGUUUCUGGCUGCUCUUCAUGUCCAUCUGACAUUCACCAAGUUCAGUGUAAAUCUCAUGGCUGAUAGACACAAAGCCUUCAAGAUAUCUUCAUUGUUUAAAAAGCAACCUAAAAGGCAAAAUCUUUAUCGGAAUGCCAUUGACCAGGCCUUACAGAGUCCAAAUGGACACCUGGACUUGUUCCUCCGUUUUCUGCUGGGACUCUCACUGCAGACCAAUCAGAGACUCCUACAAGGUCUGCUGACACCGACAGAAAGUAGCUCACAGACCAAUCAUAAAACAGUUCAGUACAUCAAGAAAAAGAUCAGUGAGAAUGUGUCUGCAGAGAAAAGCAUCAAUCUGUUCCACUGUCUGAAUGAACUGAAUGAUCGUUCUCUAGUGGAGGAGAUCCAACAGUCUCUGAGUUCAGGAAGUCUCUCAACAGAUAAAUUGUCUCCUGCUCAGUGGUCAGCUCUGAUCUUCAUCUUACUGUCGUCAGGAAAAGAUCUGGAUGUGUUUGAUCUGAAGAAAUACUCUGCUUCAGAGGAGGUUCUUCUGAGGCUGCUGCCAGUGGUCAAAGCCUCCAGCAAAGCUCUAUGGGAGGAAGGAACGUGGAGGAGGAAGGAGAGAGCACCUCCUGCUGCCUAUAGGGGGCAGCUCUUGGUUUUUACGACUCGCCCAAUGGCGUGGGAUCCGUAUCCAGAUGAUGAGGGGGACUGGACUACGGUCCGUUAUUACCGGGGCAGACAGCGCACCUGGCAACCGGCCGACCGACAGCGCUACAGACCCCCGCAGCAGCAGCAGUACCGGGGACGCAGCUACGCCUCCGCCGUCCGAGCCCGCCCCACGAGCCGCAGCCGAAGCUACCGUCCUCCACGGUACCAUCCCCAGCCGUACAGACAGCCCCGCCCCCGCUCUCGUAGCUGGCACCGAAGCUCAGCGCAGCAGCAGCAGCAGCGGCGGCAGCGCUACGCACCUAGGGUGCAGAGCCGGGACGAGCACCAACGAUCGGACGACCCGCUCUUCACAGUAAAGGUCAGGGCUCUGCACAAGCUGCUAAAGGCGACACACCACCUCCAGAACGUGUCCAGGAAUGACCGUGAUCCGCCUGCAAUCCAGCGCAUCACGGCUAACCUGGCGUCUGUGAUAAAGCCGGCUCAUCCCAGUCCUAAGACGCUGGAGCUGAUCGACGGCAACGCUAGAGAAUGGUCGUGGAACACGAUCCUCAUCUUGCGCCAACACUAUGAAGAGGUGCGUGCAGCGGAGAAACAGCUUCUCCAGGACCUCGGCGGGGACCUGCUGGCUCCGCUGGAGGUGGCAGUAAAGUGGGCAAAACGCAAUCUGGGCAGCAGAUUCAACCCAGAAACAGCAGAUGAGGUCCAGAUCUACCUGCUCAAGAGGGAGAAAAGGGCAGCCUCACCUUGCUCUUCUUCCUCCUCCUCAUCUUCUGCCUCCUCGACUCCCCCGCCAGCCCCUCGCCCCCCUCCUCCUCCAUCCUCCUGCUCAUCUGCUAGCUGUCCAGGACGUAGAGACCAGGCGGUGGACACAGAAGAGGACCUGGAUGGACCUCUCCCUCCUCCCUCUGCCACGCCCCCUCCCUCUCCGCCCCCCCGCCCUGUCAUGACAACCACUGCAACCAUGACAGAGCCCACGCAUGGCGGCUGGACCCCACCAGGCUCAACUGAGGAGGACAACGAGACGGCCACGCCCCUUCCGCCACCGACUGAGGACGCCACCCCGCUCCCUCAGCGACAGGACAGAGCUCACAGCAGGAACACCGCACCUGCACCACAGGGGCCCCUUCCCCCUCCCCCUCUCUGUCCUUCUCCACCAAAAAGGGCAGCACCCCCUAAAAGAACAGAGAGAGAGCUCACCUCGGUCGCUGACCUGCUCAAGGAGGAGGUCAAAAAGUACCGGGGUGCAGCUUCAGCUCCUCUACUGUUCCAGGCCUCCGACCUGGCCCAGCAGGAACGCAGGGCUUCACUGAGGCCGAGGACGGUCCCCCUUCACCUCAGACUGCAGGUCAGCACUCAACGGAGGCUCACCUUUGACCCUAGGGUUGAAACAUCGGCUCCAGCGGCUUCCUCUUCCACCGGUGAGUCCACUGCUCUUCGACCUGCACAGGUGACGGCCGCAGCUAGACAGGUGGGAACCCUGAACAAGAACCGCAACUGGUCUCUAGAUCUGACCAAAAAAUAUGUCAUCCUGGGUGACUCCAAUGUGGCUAGAUUUCCAGCCUCUGAUAACCCAGAUCUACAGGUGGUCAGCUUCCCUGGGGCCAGAUGGAGGCAUCUGACCCACCUGUUUGCGAGGGCACCGGUGAUGAACCAGGUGGAGCGCAUGAUUCUCUCUCUGGGCAUCAAUCAUAGAGCCCAGAGGGACAAGAGAGCAGCAGUGAGGGAAAUGAAGACAGCGCUGAGGACGGCUAGGAUCAAGUGUCCCAACGCGGAGAUUUUUGUCCCUGCCAUCAACUUCUCCCUGGCGCUGCCCGUCCAAGAACAGAUGACCCUCACUCACAUAAACAUCGAGAUCGCGCAGCUCAGCCGGUUCAUCCCAGCCCUGCCUAGACGGUCCUUUACAGUUAAAGGCACGGCCAUGGGUAAGAAAUUUGCACCGGCCUAUGCCAACAUUUUCAUGGCCGAGUGGGAGACCGGUGCCCUUCGUACGUGCAGGAGGGCACCCCUGCACUACUAUCGAGUGAACCAGCAGAGCUCAGAGGUUCCCAGUGGUCCAUCUGACCAGCAGCAUCAAACACAUCUGGACUCCAUAUUUAUGCUGCUGGAGGACAAUAUUGUCGUGUUUGUGAAGAAUGAGCUGAAGAAGAUCAAGAAUGUUUUGAGUCAAGAUGACCCAGAAUGCUCAGGGAGUCAGAGAGAUGAGGAGGAGGUGGGAGGUGAGGAUGACGAGCAGAGGAAGAGCAGCAGAGAGGCAGUGAUGAAGAUCACACUGAACUUCCUGAGGAUGAUGAAGCAGGAGGAGCUGGCUGACCAUCUGCAAAAAAAAACAAUUCCUGCACCUUGUCAACUUAAAUCUAGUCUGCAGAAGAAGUUCCAGUGUGUGUUUGAGGGAAUUGCUAAAGCAGGAAGUCCAACCCUUCUGAACCAGAUCUACACAGAGCUCUACAUCACAGAGGGAGGAAAGGGAGAGGUCAAUGAUGAACAUGAGAUCAGACAGAUUGAAACAGCAUCCAGGAAACCACACAGAGCAGAAACAACAAUCAGACAAGAAGACAUCUUUAAAGUCCCACAUGGAAGAGAUCAACCAAUCAGAACAGUGAUGACAAAGGGAGUGGCUGGCAUUGGAAAAACAGUCUUAACACAAAAGUUCACUCUGGACUGGGCUGAAGACAAAGCCCACCAGAACAUCCAGUUCAUAUUUCCAUUCACUUUCAGAGAACUGAAUGUACUGAAAGAGAAAAAGUUCAGCUUGGUGGAAUUUGUUCAUCACUUCUUUACUGAAACCAAAGAAAUCUGCAGCUUUGAAAACUUCCAGGUUCUGUUCAUCUUUGAUGGCUUGGAUGAGAGUCGACUUCCUCUGGACUUCCACAACAAGGAGAUCCUGACUGAUGUUACAGAGUCCACCUCAGUGGACGUUCUGCUGACAAACCUCAUCAGGGGGAAACUGCUUCCCUCUGCUCUCCUCUGGAUAACCACACGACCUGCAGCAGCCAAUCAGAUCCCUUCUGAGUAUGUUGGCAUGGUGACAGAGAUCAGAGGGUUCAGUGACCCACAGAAGGAGGAGUACUUCAAGAAGAGAUUCAGAGAUGAGGAACAGGCCAGCAGGAUCAUCUCCCACAUGAAGACAUCACGAAGCCUCCACAUCAUGUGCCACAUCCCAAUCUUCUGCUGGAUCACUUCUACAGUUCUGGAGGAUGUGUUGGAGACCAGUGAGGGUGGAGAGUUGCCCAACACCCUGACUGAGAUGUACAUCCACUUCCUGGUGGUUCAGACCAAAAUGAAGAAGGUGAAGUAUGAGGGAGGAGCCGAAACGGAUCCACAUUGGAGUCCAGAGAGCAGGAAGAUGAUUGAAUCUCUGGGAAAACUGGCUUUUGAUCAGCUGCAGAAAGGAAACCUGAUCUUCUAUGAAUCAGACCUGACAGAGUGUGGCAUUGAUAUCAGAGCAGCCUCAGUGUACUCAGGAGUGUUCACACAGAUCUUUAAAGAGGAAAGAGGGCUGUACCAAGACAAGGUGUUCUGCUUCGUCCAUCUGAGUGUUCAGGAGUUUCUGGCUGCUCUUCAUGUUCAUCUGACAUUCAACAACUCUGGGGUCAACCUGAUGGAAGAAACACAAACAUCUAAAAUGUCUUUAAAAUGUAAGAUUUUAGAAACAAAGUCCAUCCAUCAGAGAGCUGUUGAUCAGGCCUUGCAAAGUCCAAAUGGACACCUGGACUUAUUCCUACGCUUCCUCUUGGGACUUUCACGGCAGACCAAUCAGAGACUCCUACAAGGUCUGUUGACGCAGACAGGAAGUAGCUCACUGACCAAUUACAAAACAGUUCAGUACAUCAAGGAGAAGAUCAGUGAGAAUGUGUCUGCAGAGAAAAGUAUCAAUCUGUUCCACUGUCUGAAUGAACUGAAUGAUCGUUCUCUAGUGGAGGAGAUCCAGCAGUCUCUGAGUUCAGGAAGUGUCUCCAAAGAUAAACUGUCUGCUGCUCAGUGGUCAGCUCUGAUCUUCAUCUUAGUUUCGUCAGGAGAAGAUUUGGAUGUGUUUGAUCUGAAGAAAUACUUUGCUUCAGAGGAGGUUCUUCUGAGACUGCUGCCAGUGGUUAAAGCCUCCAACAAAGCUCAACUGAGCCUCUGUAACCUUUCAGAGAGAAGCUGUGAAACUCUAUCUUCAGUUCUCAGCUCCCAGUCCUCCAGUGUCCGAGAACUGGACCUGAGUAACAAUGACCUGAAGGAUUCAGGAGUGAAGCUUUUAUCUGGUGGACUGAAGAGUCCAACCUGCAAACUGGAAUCUCUCAGCUUGUCAGGCUGCCUGAUCUCAGAGGAAGGCUGUGUUUCUCUGGUCUCAGCUCUGACCUCCAACCCCUCCCAUCUGAAAGGGUUGGACCUGAGCUACAAUCAUCCUGGAGGCUCAGGAUUGAAGCUGCUAUUGGCUGGACUGAAGGAUCCACACUGGAGACUGGAAUUUCUCAGGGUGGAGCCUGCUGGAGUCCAAUGAUUGACACCAGGUCUGAGGAAGUAUUCCUGUGAACUCAUCAUUGACACAAACACAGUGAGCAGAGAGCUUCAACUGUCUGAAGACAACAGGGCGGUGACAUGGGUGAAGGAGCUUCAGUCAUAUCCUGGUCAUCCAGACAGAUUUGAUAAUCCUCAGCUGCUGUGUAGAACUGCUGUUAGUGGUCGCUGUUACUGGGAAGUUGAGUGGAGAGGCGCAGUUUAUAUAUCAGUGACUUAUAGAGGAAUUAGGAGGAGUGGAGUGAAUAGAGACUGUUGGUUUGGAGAGAAUGAUCAGUCCUGGUGUCUGGGAUGUUCUCAUUUUCAUGGUUACUCUGUUUGGCACAAUAACAAAGAAACACAAAUCUCUUCCUCUGUCUCUAACAGAGUAGCAGUGUAUGUGGACUGGCCUGCUGGCAUUCUGUCUUUCUACAGAGUUUCCUCUGACUCACUGAUCCACCUCCACACCUUCAACACCACAUUCACUGAACCUCUGUUUCCUGGAUUUGGGUUCUGGUUCUCUGGUUCCUCAGUGUUUCUGUGCUGAGUUGAGUCCAAAGAGUCUAAAGAGUCUCCUCCUGUCAGAGAAACUCACUCACUGUUGAACAGAUAGUUCAGUCUCUCCAUGUCUUGUCUCUUUCACUCAGAAACAUUAUUUCAGAUUCAUGGAUUGGAUGUUUCCUUUUUAAAGUCUUCUAAAUAAUUCCUAAUAAACUUCUUCAUCUUUCAGUCCUUAAAAGAUGGAAUAAAGAAUUGUUCCAGGAUCAACAAUUCUCUGUUGAAAAGUUUCUCUGUUUCCAGUCAAAACUUCACACAAAAUAUUAGGAUGUUGUGUUUCUUGUUUUUUUUCUUUCAUUCAUGAGUCAGUUUUUAUUGAAAUGUUGGGCAUUUUUUCCCUCAUUCACUGGACAUUAUCUGUUUUUGUCAUCAAGCCCUGACUGAAUGAAUAGACUCAUCAUUAUAACCUAUUUAUGUCACGUUAACAAUGAACAGCCAAAAGGUUACCGGGUUUAUCAACUGUGGUAGCAACUUCACUCCAACUAAUCUCCUUGUCAUUACUGAAAAUAUUCUUUGCACGAAAUGUUGAAUGAACAGUCAUGUUGUUUCCACAUGUCACCUCCGAUGUCCACUGCGCCAUGUCAGAUGUUUGGGAUUCCUCUCCGUGGUUUCUGGGGGGAAAGCAGGGGAAUCCGUGCUUUCUGACUGAUUGACUAAAGCAACCCGGGCUUCCUUAACACACUUAAAUAAGCAAAUACUGAGAGAAUAUACUGUACAAUAAGUAAACAUGUGUCUUAAUGUUUUUCUGUUGUUAUUUAAUGCACCUGUAAUAAAGCCAGCACAGACGUUUA
This is a messenger RNA of Xiphophorus hellerii (green swordtail), 8359 nucleotides long. RefSeq lists its product as uncharacterized. The transcript is spliced from 17 exons. NCBI's taxonomy places the organism in Eukaryota, Metazoa, Chordata, Actinopteri, Cyprinodontiformes, Poeciliidae. The record is from RefSeq and is a predicted model, not a curated record. Gene Ontology annotation, molecular function: protein binding.